Molecule: messenger RNA, 360 nt
Organism: Haemonchus placei
Lineage: Eukaryota; Metazoa; Nematoda; Chromadorea; Rhabditida; Trichostrongylidae
Source: the annotation of a GenBank genome assembly
AUGUCGAUGACAUAUCUAUCAUCAUUAGUCGAACAUUUCAGUCGUUCUGAUUUGCAACGCAGUUGGGCAACGCAAGCACGACGUGUUCGUCGUCCGAUGAAUUCGCAUUCGACGGCAUCCGUCGAGAUUCAGACAAGUCAACAACCAGUGCCAUUUAUCCCGCCUCCAGGUUAUUACUCGGAAGUAAUGGCCACAGACUCGUCCGCUAUGUAUCCAAUGUAUGUUCCACCGUAUUCAAUGAGUAACACACCGCAGUUGUCAAUGCGGGAUCCAAGGCGCUUUCAGAAUAUUUAUUCCAAAGGUGCACUAGUCGGUUUAGGCGAUGCUAGAAAAGAGGGGUUAGAAUUCUUGGGACCUCUC